GUUCAUCACGUAUUUUGCGAGGAGAAAAGUAGACCUGAAGGGGGCAAUCUAAUUCAAUUAAGAUCAUACAGUGAUCCUCAAUCUUUUAAUCGCCAAAUUCCUCAAUCCAUUACGAUAGGCCAUUUCAUCAAGAGACAUCCCGACUAUAUCUCACGGGCUAAGUUCAUUUCUCUCAGCUUGAACCCUAUCAGCCAUUCAUUUAACUUCAUUACUAAGAUGCUCUACGGAAUGAUAAGUGGCGGUUUACCUUUUGACCCACAUGUCGAUAUCUCAUCGCUGGCUGGCAAAAUUGUCUUUAUAACUGGUGGUAAUGCCGGAAUUGGCCUCGAAACUAUCUUAGAGUUAGCUUCUCACCAUCCCGCUCAUAUUUAUAUUGCCGCGCGCAAUGCUAGCUCGGCUGAAGCCGCGAUCGCAGUCAUCCAUACGGCAUUCCCCUCGGCCACAGUCACCUAUCUAUCCUGUGACCUUACAGACCUCGAUAGUGUCACCGCAUGCGCCAGAAGCUUUGUUGAGCGGGAGAACAGACUUGAUCUAUUGAUUUUAAACGCCGGUAUUAUGGCAACGCCAGCUGCUACUACGGUGCAAGGUUACGAGAUCCAAUUCGGCACCAAUCACGUCGGGCACUUUUUACUGACAAAGCUCCUUCGACCCACCCUUUGCGAGACGGCAAAGCUCCCGGGCACCGAUGUAAGAGUUGUGAGCGUAGCAUCGAUUGCCCACCUAUUCGCACCAUGGGCCGGUAUCGUAUUCGCUGAGCUCAAGACUGACAUGAAGCGGUGGUUAACGGCGCAGCGCUAUGGGCAGAGUAAACUUGCAAAUAUUCUGUUCAUCAAGGAACUGGCACGACAAUUUGAUGAAGACAAAACCGGCGUGCUAGCCGUAGCUGUUCACCCUGGUGUGGUGGAUACAGGACUCUACGCCAGCGUAGACAAGUGGCCAGUGUUGGGCUUCUUGUUAAAAUUGAUCAAGAGGGCAGGGGGCAUGUUCCUGACCUCACGCCAGGGCGCCAUGACUCAACUUUGGGCCCUAACGGCGGCCCGCGCGGAACUUGGUGUAGAUGCAAAUCACAGUGCCGGGAAGGUAGUGAGUGGGGAUUAUUAUACUCCUGUUGGCAUGGCUGGACAGGGAAACAAGACGACGAAAGACGCAGGGCUGGCCAAAAGGCUGUGGGAAUGGACAGAUGAAGAGGUUAAACAGUAUGUACUAUAG
Messenger RNA from Blumeria graminis f. sp. triticale, 1209 nucleotides. Lineage: Eukaryota; Fungi; Ascomycota; Leotiomycetes; Helotiales; Erysiphaceae. The record is from the annotation of a GenBank genome assembly.